AUGGCGGUCAAGGCUCCAUGGUUGGGUUUCUUGUUUCUGGUUUCCCUCUGGGGGCUGUCAUCUCCAGCCCUGCUCCUCAGGCGCCUGAGAGAACACAUUCAGAAGUCCCAGGAGAGCUCUAGCCUGCACCUAGGCAUUGGCCUAAGUCAGGGUCCUGCGGCUGUCCCCAAACAAGGAUGGUUAGAGCAGCCACUGGAUCCCUUCAAUGCAUCUGACAGGCGAACCUUCCUGCAGCGGUACUGGGUGAAUGAUCAACACAGAGCUGGCCAAGAUGCACCAGUAUUUCUACACAUAGGCGGCGAGGGCAGCCUUGGGCCUGGCUCAGUGAUGGCAGGGCAUCCUGCAGCACUGGCCCCUGCCUUGGGGGCCCUGGUGAUAAGCCUGGAACACAGAUUCUAUGGUCUGAGUAUGCCUGCUGGGGGCCUGGACAUGGCCCAGCUUCACUAUUUGUCCAGCCGCCAUGCGUUGGCUGACGUGGCCUCUGCCCUUCAGGCGCUUUCCCGCCUCCUCAAUGUGUCUUCCUCCAGCCCUUGGAUCUGCUUCGGAGGCUCCUACGCUGGUUCGCUGGCGACCUGGACCCGGCUGAAGUUCCCCCAUCUCGUCUUCGCCGCCGUCGCCUCCUCCGCGCCGCUGCGUGCGGUAGUGGACUUCGCUGCCUACAACCGGGUGGUGGCCAGAAGCCUGACGCGAGCUGCCAUAGGGGGGUCACAGCAGUGCCUGGCGGCGGCCUCCGCAGCCUUCGCGGAGGUGGAGCGGCUGCUGCGCUCAGGCCCGGCAUCUCAGGCGGUGCUCCGGGAAGAACUGGGCGCCUGCGGGUCCCUGCACCUCACCGAAGACCAGGCCGAGCUGCUGGGGGCGUUGCAGGCGCUGGUGGGGGGCGCCGUGCAGUACGACGGGCAGGCGGGAGCGCCGCUAAGCGUGCGCCAGCUCUGCGGACUCCUCCUCGGGAACGGGGGCAACGGCAGUCACUCCACGCCCUACCUCGGGCUCCGCCGAGCGGCGCAGAUAGUCUUGCGCAGCAUGGGCCAGAAGUGUUUAAGCUUUUCCAGAGCGGAGACGGUGGCACAGCUCAGAAACACCGCACCUCAGGUGUCUGGCGUGGGGGACCGGCAAUGGUUGUACCAGACAUGCACCGAGUUCGGCUUCUAUGUCACCUGUGAGAGUCCUCAGUGUCCUUUUACCCAGCUCCCAGCACUGCCCUUCCAGCUAGAGCUGUGUGAACAAGUGUUUGGUAUCUCAGCUGCAUCGGUUGCCCAGGCUGUGGCCCAGACAAAUUCCUAUUAUGGUGGCCAGACCCCCGGAGCCAGCCAAGUACUGUUCGUUAAUGGGGACACAGAUCCCUGGCACGUACUGAGUGUAACACAGAACUUAGGACCCUCUGAGCCAGUCCUUCUCAUUCCUAGUGCCUCCCACUGUUUGGAUAUGGCACCUACGAGGCCUUCAGAUUCUCCCAGCCUCUGCCUGGGACGCCAGAGAAUCUUCCAGCAGUUACAGGUCUGGCUCAAGGAGAUAAAAAAGAGCUAGAAUUGAUGUAGGAUCUAAACCCAGCCCUUCACCAGCCACAUUAUGGCAACUGCAUCUUGGCAUUCUUCUUCACUGUACAAAAGAAAGCAGCUGGCUUGGAAGGAGGAAGUUCCCAGACUUAAGAGUCAGCGCUUGCUCUACGUACCUGUUCUCCAAUCAUCCCCAUUGCCAACUACAAGUGCUUUGUCACAGACCAGUGUAAAAGCAGGCAAAGGAUCACUGUUCUUUGUUGGUAUUCUGUAUGGUAAAUGUCAGGGAAAUGUGGCUGCCCAUGCUUGAGCCUUCUCCCAGAUCAGAAAUCUGGCUUCUGGACUGGGCACCUGCUGCCCAUGAUCUCCACAUCCUGACUGAUUCUGCCAAGUCUUAGUCUGUGAUGGUGAACCUUCAUUGUGAGCUUCUUUGUUACCUGGAUUUAGAAUCACCAUAGAAACAUAACUCUGCACUGUCUCAUCUCUGUGGUCCCAGGUGAAUAAGAAAGGAAAGCUGAGUGCCAGCAUUCGUUUCUCUCUGCUUCCUCUCUGUGGGCAUGGUGUGACCAGCUGUCUCCUGCCCCUACCACCAUACCUCUGUGACUGUGCGCCAAUGCACUAAAGCAAACCCUGCCUUCCUUAAAUGUUUCUCGUCAGUUUUUUUUGGUCACAGCAGCAGGAAGAGAAACUAAUACAGUCUGUUUUUUUCCCUGUGUGUUUCAGCCUGGAGGAAACACCUGCACGACACUUCCCUUCCCCUGGCUCUCUUUUGGUCUUCCUUUUAGCAUCUUCACCCCCUCCCCCUCCCCACCAUCACUCUCCAGUACUUCUAGCUUUCCGCAUGGAAUGUCUUGAGUUCUGAUGCAUCACCCUGAUUUUCUAAGUUUCCUUUUGGGGGUUGAUCCUAGUGCUACACUCAGGUUGUACCACAGCUCACACCUCUGGGCACCUGCCACCAGCUGUAAGGAGCCCUUCAGGAGAGUGACAGUGUCUAAGGAGCAGCCGGGAGAGAGGGAGAGCUGAAAAGAAAAGGGCCUUCCUCUAGCCCUUGCUCUGUGAGGAAGCUCAAAGCAGAGGACAAGCUGUACCACUGCGCCCUUUUAGACAUUUAGAUGUGCGCUGGACGCACACAGGAUGCGUGCUUAUCAUCUGCCAAGAGUCAUGCUGCCCUCCCAAAAAAGAGAAUCAUGCCCUUCCUGUGGAAUCCUCAUACUUGGGGCUUUCCUCCUGCUCUGCUGGGUGUGCCUUUGAAUAUCUUCUGCAAAGUUCCUUUGAGAUUGACACCUGGAUGGGUUGGCAGCUGACCUACCUUCUCCCCUCAAGCAUUCUCAGAGCUGCUGGAGAGGGCUUUUCCCAUUGGAGGGCUUUAAAAGUAACAAUCUCUUGGCAGUGACAUUUUAUAUAUCAUAUCAAAAGCUUUAAAAAACAUGAAAUUAAAAAUCUCAAGCAUAGCCCUCCCUCCUUUCCUUAGAGGGUGUCACUCUCCCAGAGUUGCAAAAAGAAGAAUUUAAUGAAACCACAUCAACUGAAAAACUUCUGUAGAGCAAAGGAAAUAUCAAAAUUGAUAGGCUGUCCCGGGGGAGUUGGAGAAAGCAUAUACUAGUCCUGUGUGAGAUAAGGGACUAAUAUAAAAAAAACAUGAGGAACUCACAUAGCUCAGCAACAAAAGUAAUAAUAAAAUGGGCAAAGUGCUGGACUCAGAAAAAUGAGGCAGAAGAAGAGUGACCUGACCACCAACUUGAGCUCCACAGUGAAAAAUCUGUCUCAAAAAUAAAUAAAUAAAUAAAAAUAACAUGCAACCAUAGAAACCUGACUUAACAUUUUUCCAAAGGAAGCCUAAGAGUGGCCGACAGGUAUAUGAAACCAUUCUCACUAUUAUUAAUCAUCAGAGAAAGCAAAGCAAAACCAGAGGAGGCGGCAUGUACCUCUGCUGGGAUGGUUGUUGUUACCAAAGUACAAGAGAAAGCAAGUGUUGGUGAAAGUGUGGAGAAAAGGGAGCUUUACACCUUGUUGUGUGGAUUGUAAUAGAAAACACUGUGGAAAAGAAGACAGAGGAACCUAAAAAACCAUGUGGCCCAGCAAUCCCUUUAUUGUGCAUAUUUACAAAGGAAAUGAAAUUCAAGCCUUAAAAGCUGGCAAAGGAAG
Messenger RNA from Psammomys obesus (fat sand rat), 3638 nucleotides. RefSeq names its product serine protease 16 (gene Prss16). Gene Ontology annotation, cellular component: endosome; lysosome. Gene Ontology annotation, molecular function: serine-type exopeptidase activity; dipeptidyl-peptidase activity. The transcript is spliced from 12 exons. The record is from RefSeq and is a predicted model, not a curated record. Lineage: Eukaryota; Metazoa; Chordata; Mammalia; Rodentia; Muridae. Bases 1 to 1524 code for a protein of 507 amino acids. Gene Ontology annotation, biological process: proteolysis.